Halteromyces radiatus is the source of this 3707-nucleotide messenger RNA. RefSeq names its product P-loop containing nucleoside triphosphate hydrolase protein. NCBI's taxonomy places the organism in Eukaryota, Fungi, Mucoromycota, Mucoromycetes, Mucorales, Cunninghamellaceae. The record is from RefSeq and is a predicted model, not a curated record. The transcript is spliced from 20 exons. Gene Ontology annotation, biological process: maturation of SSU-rRNA from tricistronic rRNA transcript (SSU-rRNA, 5.8S rRNA, LSU-rRNA). Gene Ontology annotation, molecular function: RNA binding; ATP binding. Bases 4 to 3381 code for a protein of 1125 amino acids. Gene Ontology annotation, cellular component: intracellular anatomical structure; nucleolus.
CUUAUGGGUAAAUCUCGACCUAGAUACAAUGAAAAGGCAAGAGCUUCUUCAUUGAAACCUAAUCAACGCUCUCAUCCAAAAGCAAGAAAUGGUGGACUUGGUAAUCAAGAUGGUAUAGCUGAUGCAAGCGUACUCACAAAAAAACCUACUGCUCAGGUGGAUACCAAUGCAGAGAUUAUUGUACCAGGUGAAACAAAGGAUAAAGUGGAAAAACCGGCAUUCAAACAGCCAACUAAAUACAUGUCGAAGAAAAAGAGAAAAAAGUUGGAAAAAUAUAUUGACCAAAAACUGAAAAAGGAUGCUCGUGCUGGACUAAUGGAACAACUCUCAACAUCUUCAUGGUCUUCUGAUUUACUCAAAUCAUCAAAACUGAUUGGACGACCUGCACAAACACUUCGUGAACAAUUGAAACAAGCAAUGCUUGAAAAAAAGGCAGGAAUUCAAGGUUCUGACGAUGAUAAUGAUGACUUGCGACUUUACGUUGAAAAGGAUGUACAGGAUGCUGAAUUUGAUGUUACACCUUAUCAACAACCUAAUUUGGAUGUAUCUACAGCGACAGAACCUGUUUCUAAUGAAUCAUCUGCUAUUGUCGGUAGUGCUUUGAAAAAUGGAACAGCAGCACCUUUAGUGAUGAAGAAACGAAAGAAGAAGAAGUCUACCAUUCCAAAACAUGUCCGAAAACGAUUCAAACAAAGAAAAGGAAACGACUCGGAUGACUCCUUUGAUAGCUCUGAUUCCGCUAAUGACACUGAUUCGGAAAAGGAAGAUACGGAUGAUAAGCCAAAAGCAAGACCCUUAGUGGAAGAAUUUGUAGUAAAUGGACCUAGUCAAUUGGAACAAGUCGUGGAAGCAGCCAAACAUAUUACUAUUCCUGUACCCAAGCAUAUCGAGGAAGAAGAUGAAGUCAAGUUACAACUUUUGAAAAGCAAUACUGAAGGUGACCUUAGCAAGGACAUGGCUAAGCAUUUUUCUGUUACUGUAAACCGAACACCUGAAAUUCAAGCUGUACGAUCAAAACUACCUGUGUGUGGCGAAGAACAGGUGAUUAUGGAAGCUAUUCGGAAUAAUACUGUAGUUAUCAUUUGUGGUGAAACUGGUUCUGGUAAAACAACUCAGGUGCCUCAAUUCUUAUAUGAAGCUGGUUGGUCCCAUCCUGAAUCUGAUAAUCCUGGUCUUAUCGGGGUUACACAACCUAGGCGUGUUGCUACUGUUAGUAUGGCUAAGCGUGUUGGGGAAGAACUGAAUUUAUCUGAACAGGAAGUGUCAUAUCAGAUCCGUUAUGAUGCUACUGUAUCGGACAAGACACGUAUUAAGUUUAUGACUGAUGGUGUUCUAUUGCGGGAACUCUCUGAAGAUUUACUAUUAACUAAAUAUUCCACUUUGAUCAUUGAUGAAGCACACGAACGAAAUUUGAACACUGAUAUUUUGAUUGGGGUUGUUAGUCGAGUAUUAAAACUACGGGCAGAACUCAGUAAAGAAGAUCGACAAAAAAUCAAGCCAUUACGAGUGGUAAUUAUGUCUGCUACUCUUCGUGUAUCUGAUUUUACAGAAAAUAAAGCUCUUUUUGCUGUGCCUCCACCUGUGAUCAAUGUCAAUGCAAGACAAUUUCCGGUAAAUAUUCAUUUCAACCGUCGUACCCCUGAAGAUCAUGUAGCGGAAGCUUUCAAGAAGGUUUGCAAGAUUCAUGAACGAUUACCUCAUGGCGGUAUACUUAUCUUCUUAACUGGUCAGAACGAAAUCACUCAGUUAUGCAAACGUCUCCGAAAAAAAUACCCUGCUUUACCACCCAAAUCAUCGAAGUCUGCCAAAAUCGAGGAGGAACGCUCAAUUGCAUUGGAAUCCAAGUCAAUCAAAGCCCAAGCUGGAAAAGCUGAUUUGGAGGAUGAAGAUGUUGAACUUGGUGAAAAUCAAAUUGAAGAAGACUUUGAAUUGGAAUCUGACUCAGAGGAAGAUGAUGAUAGCGAUCUUGGAUUUGAUGAAGACGAACUCGAUGAUGUCAAGGAUGCACCACUACACGUAUUACCCUUAUAUUCCAUGUUGCCAACUGAAGCUCAACUUCGAGUAUUCCAACCUCCCCCUGAAGGAACAAGAUUAUGUGUGGUAGCUACCAAUGUUGCGGAAACUUCAGUCACUAUUCCUGGUAUUCGUUAUGUUGUAGAUGGGGGAAAAGCAAAAGAGCGUCAAUACAAUCUCCAAACUGGUGUACAAUCAUUUCAAGUAGAUUGGACUUCCAAGGCAGCAGCAAAUCAGCGUGCUGGUCGUGCCGGUCGAACUGGUCCAGGUCAUUGUUAUCGCCUUUAUUCUUCUGCCGUUUUUGAUCAUGAUUUUAAUCAAUUCUCGAAACCAGAAAUUGAACGAAUGCCAAUUGAAGGUGUGGUUUUGAAUAUGAAAGCGAUGAAUAUUGACAAUGUGAUCAAUUUCCCAUUCCCAACGCCUCCUCCAAAAGAAAAUCUUUUCAAGGCAGAAAAGAUUUUGAGUUACCUUGGUGCUGUUGAUACUAUGACUAAACGUAUUACUGAAUUUGGUGAUACAAUGUCUAUGUUUCCUAUCACUCCUCGAUUUGCAAAGAUGCUUAUCACUGGUCAACAGCAUGAUUGUUUACCAUAUGUGAUUGCUAUUGUAUCGGCUUUAUCUGUAGGCGAUCCUUUUAUUCAAGAUUAUCAUUUGGAUGAAACACAACCUGAUGAAGAAGAUAAGGAUGAAGACAGUGACGACGAUCUAGAACAACAAGAGAUGGCUCACCUUCGAAAUCAAACCACUAUUGAUAAACAAAAACGGAAACUUACUCGAAAGAAGUACUAUGAAUCUCAAGCAAAACAUGCAGGAUUAGACCCAAAAAGUGAUAUAUUAAAGUUACUCAACGUGGUGGGCGCGUAUGAAUAUGCGGGAGCAACUACAAAGUUCUGUGAUGAUAACUUUUUACGGCCUAGAGCAAUGGAAGACAUUCGAAAACUACGACGACAACUUACAAAUAUGGUGGCAUCAAAUUUCCCCAAUAUCAAUAUAUGUGUUGAUCCUCAAAUGAAACCCCCAAGCAAAUUACAACUCAAGGUCCUUCGACAGGUGAUUACUGCAGGAUUAGUGGAUUGUGUGGCUAUGCGACAAGAUGUUUUGGAUACUGAUGGUGGAAAGGGAUUGACAUUCAAGAAUGCAAACAAUGUACCUUACAAGUUAAUGUGGUCAAAUGAAAUAGCAUAUAUACAUCCAAAUUCUGUUUUAUAUGGUCAACCUCCUCCUCCUGUUCUGGUAUAUAGUGAACUAUUCAAUGGCUCAAGGAAUUGGUUGAAAGGUGUGACCGCAGUGGAACCAAAAUGGUUAGCUAAGAUUGGGAAAUCAUUAUGUACAUUUGGGCGACCAUUAGACUAUCCUCUUCCAAAGUAAGUGAGAAAAAGAAUAUAUAUAUAUUUAUUAUUUAUUUUUGAUGAUGGUUAAUAGGAUGAUGGAUGAAAGAGGUAAUCGCCGACUGUGUCAUGUUGUACCUAGCUUUGGACCAAAAGGAUGGCCACUCCCACCAAUUGAAGUUGAACAAAGAAGAGAAGGCACAAGAUGGGUGACUAGUAUGUAGUUUAGUUUUAGUUUUAGAUUUUUUAUAAUUUUGGUUUUAUAGUUUGUGCAUUGUUUUGUUAUUAUUUAUUAUUUAUUAUCAUUUCAUUUCAUUUGUUAUAUUAUAUAUAUAUAUACAAUAAACUUGUAGCAUUCAUGAAGUA